AUGCAUGAAGAUUGGCUUAAAGGUAUUGACAAAUCUUUAAAAAAUCACAGUCAGUCUAUUGCUGACUACAAGAAAAGUAUAGAUUUUUUACAUAGUGCUAUGGACGUACAUGAUGGAAGCAUAGGGAACUUACUUAAUGCUAACAAUAACUUACCAGGAACUAUUAAAGCAUUUAUAAAGUCCUUUGUAAAACCUGGUGCUCUAACAUUUAGGUCUUUGAGAGCAAGAGCAUUGAAGUCAAGAGAUGCAGAAACUCCAACAGAACCUACAGAAGGAACUGAAACAACAGAAACUCCAGAAGAACCACCAAAACCAACAGCUAAUGAAAUAUUGUUCGAAUAUUUUCCAAGGUACUCUGUUCUCAUUGCAUACAUUCAAGAAAUACUUAAGAAAGCAGACUUGACUUUAGGAGAUGAUGAAAGUUCUGUAUAUCUUUCGUUCCAGUUUCAAAUAGCAGAACUUUUGAGACAGAUAUGCUUAAUGUAUGACAACAUCUCUGAUUUCACAAGAUAUGAUGACGACCAUGACCCCGAACACGGUGAAGAAGAAGUUUUACAAACAUCCAUUAAGACAGGAAAGGUUUUAACUCAAAGUCUCAUUAUUGACACCAAAGAUGGCGAAGUGGACGUUCUUCAAGAGCUGAAGAAAAAUACUUCUUCGGGAGGUGGUGGUAGGCAUGAACUUGAAAUAAAUGAGAUAGAAGAGAAAUUAGCCGAAAAAGCAGAUAAAAACCAUGUUCAUUAUAUAAGUUCAGACGAACAGAUUAUAACGGACUACCAUGGAUAUUUAACACAGGAUGAACAAAUAAGCACUGAAGAUGUUAAUGAAAGAAGAUAUAAAUUCAUUCGUGCUAAAGGUUAUGACAUACACUGUACUGUACAGUAUGACACAGGUAAAGCACCAGAAGCAUUUGGUUAUAACAAUGAAAUUUAUGCUUCAUACUUCUUUGUUAACGGUGUAUUAGUUGAACCAAGAUUUACAUUGAGAGUUAAGUCAAAAAUAACUUUUGAAGAUGCUAUUAAAAGUAAAGCUGACAAAGUUGAACUCGAAGCAAUGAAUAAAGUUUUGAAAUCUCAUAAACACAACAUCUCCGAUAUAAAUGAACUUCAAGCUACAUUAGACAGUAAAGCUGACAAGAACCAUACACAUGAAUCCUUCACUACUGUUAGAGCAGACGACAUAAUAUUGAACUAUACCCUUGGUUCAAGUGCACCUUUAGAGAAUCCAAGUACAAGCGUAAAAGAUACACUAAACUCCUUAAAUAGUAAAUGUAUGAACAUUGAAGGUCAUGUCAGAAACUUUGAAACAUAUAAACUACCAGCAAUGUUAGAUAAAAAAGCAGAUAAAGACCAUACACAUAACUCCUUCUCAACUGUUGCUAUAGAAAGUAUUGAAGGAACGGUUGGCGGAACUGGUGGGGAUGCAUUAUAUUAUAAACCUCCUAACUUUCCACAAGGUUUAACAUCGAAUGAAAACAUAACAACGAAGAAAGAAAUUAGCUGUAAAAAUGUUUAUGUCAUGGAUGAUGAAAAUAAUGUUAAAUUCACUGCUCAAGAUUUAUAUGAUAAGAAAGCAGACAAAACAGAGCUUCAAACAUUAAAGACUGAAAUACUUCAAACAUUAUAUCCUAUAGGCUCUAUUUAUACGUCAAUGAACUCAACAAAUCCAGAAACAGUUUUAGGUUUUGGUACGUGGAAGCAGAUUGUAGAUAAAUUCUUAUACUGUGCUAGAUAUUCAAAGCAAACAGGAGGUUCGAAGAAAAUUAAAGAAGCAAACCUUCCACCGCACACUCAUACAGGAACUACAAACACAACAGGUAAUCAUUCACAUUCAAUUACAAAAAGAGGUUAUACAAAUCUUGCAGCAGGUUCGGAUAGACAGGGAAUGAAUAGAUAUGAUAUUUCAAGUGACCCAGUAGAUUCAAGCGCAGGUAUUUUCUGUGGAACCACAGGAAAUCAUUCACACACUUUCACAACAAAUCCAACAGGCUCGGGUGCAGAUUAUAUGCCACCAUUUGUGACUAUAUUCGCAUGGUACCGCGUUCAUUGA
Trichomonas vaginalis G3 is the source of this 2049-nucleotide messenger RNA. Its product is annotated as organellar and viral DNA polymerase type B. Lineage: Eukaryota; Parabasalia; Trichomonadida; Trichomonadidae. The coding region runs from base 1 to 2049 and encodes 682 amino acids. The record is from RefSeq and is a predicted model, not a curated record. The transcript has a single exon.